Aspergillus ruber CBS 135680 is the source of this 805-nucleotide messenger RNA. RefSeq names its product 40S ribosomal protein eS7. Bases 105 to 710 code for a protein of 201 amino acids. Gene Ontology annotation, biological process: translation; ribosomal small subunit biogenesis; rRNA processing. The record is from RefSeq and is a predicted model, not a curated record. The transcript has 3 exons. Lineage: Eukaryota; Fungi; Ascomycota; Eurotiomycetes; Eurotiales; Aspergillaceae. Gene Ontology annotation, cellular component: ribosome; small-subunit processome; 90S preribosome. Gene Ontology annotation, molecular function: structural constituent of ribosome.
GCAAAGGCCGUCUUGUUACUACUCAAUCCUUCUCCCGACCGACCGCAGAAUAAAGGAAGCAGCAGCCCGUCUUCUCCGUCCCUCCUCGACCGACGACUGCAAAAAUGGCUGCUAUCAACAAGAUCGCCCUCAACUCGCCGUCGAGGCAGAACCCCUCCGAGCUGGAGACUGCGAUCGCCGGCGCUCUCUUCGACUUGGAGAGCAACACACAGGACCUGAAGGCUACCCUUCGGCCUUUGCAGUUUGUCUCUGCCCGUGAGGUCGAGGUCGGCCACGGCAAGAAGGCGAUCCUCAUCUUCGUCCCUGUCCCUCUCCUCCAGGGCUUCCACAAGAUCCAGCAGCGCCUCACCCGUGAGCUCGAGAAGAAGUUCUCCGACCGCCACGUCCUCUUCAUCGCUCAGCGCCGCAUCCUCUCCCGCCCCAAGCGCUCCGUCAACUCGCGCACCAACCAGACCCAGAAGCGUCCCCGUUCGCGUACUCUGACCGCUGUCCACGACUCCAUCCUCACCGACCUCGUCUACCCCGUCGAGAUCGUUGGCAAGCGCAUCCGCACCAAGGAGGACGGCAGCAAGACCAUCAAGGUUGUUCUCGACGAGAAGGAGCGCGGUGGUGUUGACCACAGACUUGAUGCCUACGGCGAGGUCUACCGCAGACUGACCGGCCGUGCCGUUGUCUUCGAGUUCCCCCAGAGCGGUCCCGCUGACUACUAGAUUUGGAGCAUGUCACAAAUUUUUUUUUUAAAAAAAAAAAAAACACAAGGGUUUAUGAAAAUUGAAAAUGUUUUUUUUUUUUUUUUGCAUUUGAG